This is a messenger RNA of Trichomycterus rosablanca, 3083 nucleotides long. RefSeq names its product solute carrier family 22 member 31 (gene slc22a31). Gene Ontology annotation, biological process: transmembrane transport. NCBI's taxonomy places the organism in Eukaryota, Metazoa, Chordata, Actinopteri, Siluriformes, Trichomycteridae. The record is from RefSeq and is a predicted model, not a curated record. The coding region runs from base 1 to 1908 and encodes 635 amino acids. Gene Ontology annotation, molecular function: transmembrane transporter activity. The transcript is spliced from 10 exons.
AUGGAGUUCGAAAGCAAAAUAUUCCCUCAAAUUGGAGGAUUCGGGCGCUAUAACAGACUUGUAACAGUGUUUACGUGGUUUCCGCACUUUGCUGUUUCUUUAAACGUUUUCUGUGACAUUUUCUUAACUCUGGUUCCUGAGUCGUAUCAGUGCCGGACGGAUCCGGAGUUACUGCCGCCCUCAUUACUGCUCAGUAACCUCUCCAGACAGGCGUACCUCAGCUUCACCGUGCCCUGGGUUAACGGAACAGGACUGAGCCACUGUCAGCUUUAUAAAUACCCACAAAACUGGACCAACCUGACCGACAGAGUGCACAGAGAGGUGGUGCCGUGUACCAGAGGAUGGAGAUAUGGCAAAGCUGCUGGACUCCGGAGCAACUUUGUUACAGAGUGGAAUUUGGUGUGUGAGGAUUAUUGGAAGAUUCCCCUGCAGCACAUCUGCUUCGUGACCGGCUGGAUAAUCGGAUACGUGCUGCUUGGCACCGUGUGUGACUGGUUGGGUCGGCGUCGUGCUCUGCUGCUCUCUGUGUGUCUGUCAGGUCUGCUCGGAGUUGCUGUGUGCUUCUCCAGCAAUACUGUGGUGUUCCAGCUGCUCCGUCUGUGCCAGGGCACUGUGUUUGCUGGUGUUUUUCUGUCUUCGUACAUUGCCCGUGUGGAGCUGUGUGAUCCUCCUCACCGGCUGAUGGUCUCCAUGAUCAGUGGUUUCUUCUCUGUGUUUGCUGAGCUGUUGAUGCCAGGGCUGGCCGUGCUGUGCGGUGACUGGCCCGUGCUUCAGGCUGUGGUUACUGUACCUUUGCUGCUGCUGCUCUCCUACUGGUGCUGGCCCUCUGUGUUCCCGGAGUCUCCCCGCUGGCUUCUGGCCACCUCUCAGAUUCCUCAAGCCAAGAGAUGCUUGCAGCUGUUCUCUACUCGAAACGGAGUGUGUAGAAAUGAAGAGAUUUACCCGGCGGAGACUCUACUGACAGAGAUAGAUGUGGCAUUCUCUGAGGACCCCCAGCCGAAGUACCACCACGUCCUUGAGCUCCGGCACACCAGAGUUAUCUGGAGAAACUGUCUCAUCUUGGCGUUUACCCUCUUCAUCGGUACGGGGAUCCAGUACUGCUUCACUCGGAACCUCCACAGCUACUCAUACCAGUUCUACUUCAGCUAUUUCCUGCGGGCUCUGACAGGAGCAGGGGCGUGUGGGUUCUUGUGUUUGACGGUGGAUCGAGUGGGUCGGAGAGGGAUCUUACUGCUGGCUGCCAUCAUCACAGGCCUGUCCUCACUGCUGCUGCUGGCCCUUAUACCAUAUCUGCGUGGGGGGCUGGUGUUGGUGCUGUCGUUUGUGGGUCUCCUCUCGUCUCAGACUCUAGCUGUGCUCAGCGUGUUCUUCGCCAGUGAAGUCAUGCCCACUGUUGUACGCGGCGGUGCUUUGGGACUGGUCAUGGCUGCCGGCAGUGUGGGCAAGGCCGCUUCCUCUCUGAUGGAGCUGCAAAACAACGGCGGAUACUUCCUGCACCAUGUGGUUUUUGCCUCAUUCGCCGUUCUCUCUGUGCUCUGCAUCAUGCUGCUGCCCGAAAGCAAACGCAAAGCUCUGGCCGACUCCAUGAAAGACGGGGAGAAUCUGCGCAGGCCUGCGCUCUUCGAUUCUCCUAGAGACAGAGACGACCUGCCCCUUCUGAGCCGUCGCCAUCCGCCGUCCCAGUACAACCCGGAGAACUACUCGCGCCUGCUCAGCGCCACCAGGAAGAUGCUUAACAAAGAAACAGUAUCGUAUAAGAUUGCUGGGGCGUCUCAAACAACACUGCUGCACGGCGAUGGAGCUGCACAGCACGUUUUGUCAACCACCUUAUCCUGGUCAGGGUCGCAGCGAGAUCUGGUGUCAGUGGGAAACGGGCAGGAAUAUUCUGUACAGGGCACAAAUCCAUAGCAGGAAUUUAGCUAUCUCCCCAGAUUCCCCCACCCCAAUCGUGUCUAAGUAGAUGUCCGGCCGGCUGAUAGCACCGCUUAGAGUCGAACCCGAAUCUCAGUGUCUCACCAGACUAAACAAUUCCACAAUAGUCUCAGCUGAACAGGACAAGGUCUAGCAUAUGCUUCCUCCAGGACUACCUCUUCAUUCUUUACCUGAUGAAAUUUAAACUAAGAGCUCUUUGGUCACCCUUCGUCUCAUUUUCAGCUUUCCCCUGUGAGCGACAUGUUUUAUAUUAUGCCAGAAACACUGACUGGUUGAUGUUAAAUAAUAUAAAGCAUGUUUCGAUGCUUGAUAUGCCUCCUCAGAAACAAUCAAUAAACAUCCUACAAAGGCACUGAUUUUGAACCUACUUUCACUGGGUAAUCUGUUUGCUGCCACACUGCUUGUCCACUAGGACUUGCUGGCCGCACCUCAUCAGCUGAAGUAUAUGCUCCUGCCUUUUAUAUAUUUUCACUGCCUGUAGUGCCAUGAGAUUGAUAUGACCACAGGGUAUGGAGGUGUAAAUGAGCAAGUCAAGCCAGUCCCCUGGUGUCCCAGGUGGAAGUCAGAAUUAAUGUUGACCCUCUGAAGAGUGAGGAACGUGUUUAUUAACAUGAUUGGUAUUCCAGUCCUGCUGGCUAGAUUUGCUGCUGUGAGACGUAUAACAUGACCUGGAUGGCACUGUCGUAACUCUAGAAUUGAUAUAGUCAGUCAGAUAAAGCAUUACUAAGCUCAGUUGUGAAGUUAAAGAUUGCAGCUAUAAAUCCCCAUGUCAUGUGUUGAAUGCUCGUAUUUAAUGCUGUUUACAUAUUUUUUGUGCUCUGAUGCCCGGGAUUAUGAGCUCCAGACCUCGUCCACUUUGCUGGCCUUGUGUUUUUAUUACAGGAAUCACAUGCCACUCUUCCUUCCGGAGCACUAUUUGAGCCAAACUUACUGAAAGGUGUUGAAACCUUAUUUUAUAAAUAACACGAUGUGAAUGUCCUUUUAUUUUUAAUGCUAUUGUUCUCUUACUGUGGUAUGAAGAGCACUAAUGAAGUGAACGCUGCUGCAAACAGAUGAAACCACUAAUCCAUUCUGGUGAAGCAUGAAAACUGUGUGCAAGUUCUUAUCUUUGUAAUUUAUACAUAUAUAAUGUAAUAAAAUUUAUAUUUAUA